GCAUCGUGGAAACAAACGGAGAGGCGGCUCGGAGCUCCAAUAUUCCGAAGAUUAGUGUUAAUUAACAAUAAUUAAUAAUAAGAAUAAAUGCGCGCGCGAUAGAGUUUCAUAAACGUUUCGAGGUAUAGUACAACAGAUCCGGAAUCGAACAUGGUGCGAAGCAGCGACAAGGACAGGCAUCACCGGCGGAGAUCGCGAUCGAGAUCAAGAUCGAGGUCGGGCGAACCCGAGAAGAAACGACGGCGGUCCAGAAGCAGGGAGCGUGAGAGGGAGAGAGACAAGGGACGACAUCGCGAGCGAAGGAGUCGUUCGCGAGAUAGAGACAGAGAGAGGAGCGACAGAAGGGAGCGUUCCGAGAGGGACAGGGAUCGCGAGAGAAAACGUGGAGACAGUAAAGAAAAGCGUCUUACAGGCUCGAAAUCUUCACGCUCUGGCAAAGAACGAUCCAACAGGUCUCGUUCACGCGAUAGAAAGGAUAAAGAAAAGGGGGACAAUGAAGAAUUGCCUUUCGAUCACACAAAGUUAGACAAGGAGGAGGAGCAAAAGAGACUGGAAUUGGAAAUGCAAAAGAGAAGGGAGAGGAUAGAAAGAUGGCGCGCAGAAAGGAAGAAGAAAGAGGAAGCAACCGAAAAAGACGGUAAGAGAUCUAUUUUGGCAAAUCUUCAGCUACCCAUGAAAAAGUGGUCCCUUGAGGAUGAUAGUGACGAAGAGACUCCUGUGGUACAGAAUAACAAAGAGGCAAAAGAAGAAGGUGUAAAGGAAGAAAUUGAGGAAGUAAAGGAAGAGGUGAAAGAUGAAGAGGAGGAGAUUGAUUCACUCGAUGCUUUUAUGGCAGUGGUUCAAGAAGAAGUGAGAAAAGUGAAUAAAUUUGACAGUAAAGCUCCGAAAAGUGCCAACAAUGACACUAAUUCUGCAUCACAAAGCGGUGGCGUGGUCAUUGUGACUGGAGUGGCUAAGAAAAAAGUACAGAAACAGAAGGGAGAAUUGAUUGAGCAAAAUCAAGAUGGAUUGGAAUAUUCCAGCGAAGAGGAGGGCGAGAAUCUUCACGAGACCGCGGCCGGUAUAGCAAACAAACAGAAGCGAGAAUUAGCUAAAGUUGAUCAUGCUACGACAGAUUAUCAACCAUUUCGAAAGUCCUUUUAUGUCGAAGUACCUGAGAUUGCAAGAAUGACACCAGAAGAAGUAGAAGCGUAUAAGGAAGAAUUAGAGGGCAUUCGCGUGAAAGGUAAAGGUUGCCCAAAGCCUAUCAAGUCCUGGGCGCAAUGUGGCGUAACCAAGAAGGAAUUGGAAGUAUUGAAGAAACUCGGUUAUGAGAAACCGACCCCCAUUCAAUGCCAAGCGAUUCCGGCAAUCAUGUCUGGUCGCGAUCUCAUAGGUAUAGCGAAAACUGGUAGCGGAAAAACACUAGCUUUUCUUUUACCAAUGUUUCGUCACAUACUCGAUCAACCACCGUUGGCCGAUGGUGACGGACCGAUCGCAUUAAUCAUGACACCAACUAGGGAAUUGUGUAUGCAAAUCGGCAGGGAUUCGAAGAAAUUUACAAAAUCCCUGGGUCUUUCACACGUGUGUGUUUACGGCGGAACCGGUAUUUCCGAGCAAAUAGCAGAGCUUAAGAGAGGGGCUGAAAUCAUUGUAUGCACACCGGGAAGGAUGAUCGACAUGCUUGCUGCUAAUAGUGGACGAGUUACCAAUUUACGUCGAGUAACAUAUGUAGUGCUUGAUGAAGCCGACAGGAUGUUUGAUAUGGGUUUUGAACCGCAGGUGAUGCGUAUUAUGGAGAAUGUGAGGCCAGAUAGACAGACGGUGCUAUUUAGCGCAACGUUUCCGCGACAAAUGGAGGCGUUAGCCAGGAGAAUACUCACGAGACCGGUCGAAGUACAGGUCGGUGGACGUUCUGUCGUCUGCAAGGAUGUCGAGCAGCAUGUGGUUGUCCUCGAGGAAGACCAAAAGUUCUACAAGUUACUUGAAAUCCUCGGACAUUAUCAAGACAAAGGCUCCACCAUUAUAUUCGUAGACAAGCAAGAGAACGCAGAUACGUUACUCAAAGAUCUUAUGAAGGCUUCGUAUUCCUGCAUGUCUCUUCACGGCGGUAUAGACCAAUGCGAUCGAGAUUCAACCAUAUUGGACUUCAAAGCGGGACGAACAAAAUUGCUCGUGGCUACGUCCGUCGCUGCUAGAGGCUUGGAUGUCAAGCAUUUGGUGUUAGUCAUUAAUUACGAUUGUCCGAAUCACUAUGAAGAUUACGUGCACAGAUGUGGUCGAACUGGUCGGGCCGGAAAUAAAGGAUACGCGUACACCUUUAUUACGUCAGAGCAAGAACGUUACGCCGGCGAUAUUUUGCGUGCGUACGAGUUAGCGGGUGUACCCGUUCCAGAACCUUUGCGCCAAUUGUGGGAAGGUUACAAAGCCCGUCAAGCCGCGGAUGGAAAGAAGGUUCAUACUGGAGGUGGUUUCAGUGGCAAAGGAUUUAAGUUUGACGAAUCAGAGGCUGCUUUGGCGAACGAGAAGAAGAAAUUCCAGAAAGCAGCCUUGGGACUGCAAGAUUCUGACGAUGAGGACAUAGAAAACGAUAUUGAUCAACAGAUCGAGAGUAUGCUAGCGCCUAAGCGAACCGUUCGUGAAAUAGCUAAGCCAAGCGCGACCAGUAUUACAGUGCCCGGUCAACCGAUACCUAGUGCCACUGAUAAGCUUGAAUUGGCCAGAAGAUUGGCAUCGAAGAUAAACAUUGCGAAGAAUCUGGGCGCCGAGGCAAAAGGCGCUACUCAACAAGCAGCAGAAGCUAUACUCAAGGGUGCAGGACCUACAAAUCUUAUUACGGCAAAGACGGUUGCGGAACAAUUGGCGGCGAAGCUGAACACUAAAUUGAAUUAUCAGCCGCGCGAGGAAGAUCUCGUGGAAAGCGACGUGGAAACGGGCGAGCAAACAUUCCGCAAAUACGAAGAGGAGCUCGAGAUCAACGACUUCCCGCAACAAGCGAGAUGGCGAGUUACGAGUAAGGAGGCUCUUGCUCAGAUCUCAGAAUAUUCUGAGGCGGGUCUGACAGUGAGAGGAACUUACAUCGCGCCUGGGAAGACGCCACCGGAAGGCGAAAGGAAAUUAUACCUGGCAAUAGAAUCGACGAGCGAGUUAGCAGUGAGCAAGGCCAAAGCGGAAGUGUCUCGACUCAUCAAGGAAGAGCUCAUCAAACUGCAAGCGUCUGGCGCUCACACCGCGUCGCGAGGUCGAUACAAAGUUUUAUAAAGUUUUGGGAUCAUUUUAAUGAUAUGCCGUAAGGAUAUCAUACAUACGCGAAUGUAUAUGAUAAAAGUUUAGAAAUUUAUUAUACAUGCAAAUAUAAUGUGCUUGUUUUUAACAAACAGUACAAUAACAAAAUAUACUUAACGACUGUGAGAGCAUUAUUUAUAUCAUUGGCACAAACCACUGCGGGCAAUCCAAGUUUUCGCACGUUUAUAAAUAAAAUGCGAGCACCCACA
Molecule: messenger RNA, 3473 nt
Organism: Temnothorax curvispinosus
Lineage: Eukaryota; Metazoa; Arthropoda; Insecta; Hymenoptera; Formicidae
Gene: Prp5
Product: probable ATP-dependent RNA helicase DDX46
Exons: 8
Coding region: 151-3240 (1029 amino acids)
Biological process (GO): mRNA splicing, via spliceosome
Cellular component (GO): nucleus
Molecular function (GO): ATP binding; nucleic acid binding; RNA helicase activity
Source: RefSeq, a predicted model, not a curated record